AUGCCAGACCCCGACCAAGGAUGUCGACUUUGUUCUCAAAAAGGCCCCCCUUCUCUUACAGGAGGUCUCCCUAAACCUUCCCUGCAAGCCCACCAAAGGGGUGUGGUGACCGCAGGAGACGAUGUGACCCUGCAGUGCCAGAGGCCAGACAGUGUUUUCGGGCCCAUGAGGUUCGCUCUGCUCAAGGCGGGAGUGGCAGAGCCCAUCCGGCUCCGGACCCCAGUCGGCAAGGAGGCGGACUUCUCCCUGCAGACCGUGACAGUCGGUGACGCCGGGAACUACAGCUGUGUCUACUUCCAGACCGGGACUCCUUUCUGGGCCUCACAGCCUAGCGAUGGUCUUGAGAUCCGGGUGAGAGUCCCCCCAGGUGCCAUAUUGAGGGACUACACCACGGGCAACCUCAUCCGCCUGGGUCUGGCUUCCCUAGUUGUGGUUAUUAUGGGCGCUCUCCUGCUGGAAGCCUGGUGCAGCCAGAAGGAGUCUCCACCUGGAUCCAUGUAGAA
Messenger RNA from Panthera uncia (snow leopard), 503 nucleotides. RefSeq names its product T-cell-interacting, activating receptor on myeloid cells protein 1-like. Bases 1 to 501 code for a protein of 166 amino acids. NCBI's taxonomy places the organism in Eukaryota, Metazoa, Chordata, Mammalia, Carnivora, Felidae. The record is from RefSeq and is a predicted model, not a curated record. Gene Ontology annotation, cellular component: plasma membrane. The transcript has 3 exons.